This is a messenger RNA of Caenorhabditis briggsae, 207 nucleotides long. The coding region runs from base 1 to 207 and encodes 68 amino acids. Gene Ontology annotation, molecular function: ubiquitin protein ligase binding. Gene Ontology annotation, cellular component: cytoplasm; nucleus. The record is from RefSeq and is a predicted model, not a curated record. Gene Ontology annotation, biological process: regulation of proteolysis; proteasome-mediated ubiquitin-dependent protein catabolic process. The transcript is spliced from 2 exons. NCBI's taxonomy places the organism in Eukaryota, Metazoa, Nematoda, Chromadorea, Rhabditida, Rhabditidae.
AUGACAACAGUAGAUGACAUUGAUCCCGAUGUGAUGCGAGAACUUUUGGUUUAUAUGUAUACAGGACAAGCUAGGUAUAUAGAUCAAAUGGCUCAAAGUCUGAUUGCGGCGGCUGAUAAAUAUCAACUGGACCGGCUAAAAGUGAUGUGUGAGCAAGCCUNUUCGUUUCUUUCGGAUUUAAAAUUUGGGGAGAACUGUGCAAUCUGA